AACCAGACGGAUUUAGACGUUUGGCGGUAGAUAUGGCUGAACGGAGUAUAUGAGGUGACGUCCAGCGUUUUCUUUGCGUUUGAGGUCUUGGUGGUCAGGAGCGGCCAUGGAGCAGGUGGAGACGCUCUUCAGAGAAGGCGUCAUGUCGCAUCUGGAGCAGCUGGAGACCUUGGCGCACAACUUGGCCGCCAGACAAGAGCAGAGCCGGCGGCAGGAGGACAUAGUGCUGGACAAGAGAGAGAUGAUCCUGCAGCUGAAGAAGGAGAGAGACGAGCUGCAGGCCAAGAUCAGGCAUCAGAAGGAGGAGAUCCAGGCGCUGUCAGCAGGAGCCGAGGGAAGCCGCCCGCUAGGGCCAAGCACCCAGGAAGCCCUGCAAGAGCUGAGGCUGGAGGAAAUGAAGGGCAUCAUGGAGGCACUGUGGUUCACAGGCAUCAGCGGGAAGAAGACGGACCAUGGGGUUUGCUUCUGUCUCAGCACGGCCUUUGAAGGCCACUACCUGGACUCCUAUUACAUCCAGGUGGAUAGUCUGGAGAAGCCGCGGAUCACCCGCCACAACGUCCCGCCGUUCAUUCCUCUCAAAGAAAUCACCAAUUCGCACCUGCAAUCGGACCUGAAAAAAUUCCUCUCGGCUCUGUUUGACCAUCUGAACGGGUUCGCCGGGAGAAAAUUCCAGGCCGAUCAGCUUCAGGGCGCUGAGGGCACCUACAUCCCUGGCACCCUGCAGAGGAAUUCCCUUCACACCGUCCUCUCCUUCCGUUACAACGUGACGAUCGACAACCAGAAUUUUUGCUUCUCUGCAAAGCUGCUGUACGGCGCUAUUACGGCCGUGCUUCCCACAGAGGCGCUGGUCACGUGUCCAGAAAAUGCUGGACCUGUGCAGGAGGCGGCGGCGUCAUCCCACUCCUCGUUGUUUCGCAGUAAGCCCCUCCAUAGAGCUCUGGAGUCGCUGACUGUAUAGGAGGACUCACUCAGCUUUCCCAGAGUCAGAUGUGAUUAAAAUAAAUAAAGACAUUUUUAAUACCUUGAAAGAUGGAGGAGGCCAAGAAGCUACAACAGAAAAUGGGCGGAAAGUCUCUUAAAGGGCUCGUCUAGUGUUAUGAAGAGUUCUGCAAAAUUGAUAACGGACUUUGUGUUUCAGUUUUUCACCAUUUUCAAGAUCUCUGCUUGCUGUCCGUGCAAUUGUAUUAAUGAAUAAGACGUAUUGAUCUAAAAUGUGUGAACUGCUCUCACUGUAGAAGUGAAAAAGCUCGCCCUCCUGUGGCGAAGUUGUGAACGGCAGAUGUAAUGGUUGAAGCAGUUGUCCGAGCUUUUAAAAUGGAUGACCCGUCCUCAGGAUAGGGUCGUCAUUAUGUGAUCAGUGGGGUUCCGCCUCCUGACACCCCUGCCGAUCAGCUCUGCGUCCUCUUCCUAGGCCAGUGACGUCACGUUCAUUGGUCACAUGGCCCGGGCACAGCUCCGUUCCAAUGAGGUGAAUGAGGCUGAGCUGCAGUACCAAGCACGGCCACUAUCCAAUGGACAGCGCUGUGCUUGGUAGGCUGUGCGGAAGCUGCCGUGCUCACAGGAGCUGCAUUCCCCAGGGGACCCCCAAAGAUCUGAUACUGAUAACCUAUCAUGAGGAUAGGACAUGGUCUGACCGCUGGGGCCCCUGCUGAUCACAAGAACGGGGGCCUGUGUUUCCAUGCAUGUCCAACCCUCUAUGAGACCGCAAAGGAUAGCCAAGUACAAGUGCUGAACGGAGCAGCAGAGCCCAUGUGUGACCGCCACUCCAUUUACACUGGGGGGGGGGGGGGUACGUGAUCGGCAGGGGCCCCGGCAGUCGGACCACUGCCAAACAGAGACUUAUCCCCUUUUCCACAAAUCAGAAACUACAACUCCCAGAAUGUUUCAUUUACUGGUACAGCCAUGCAAGUGUGCAUGCUGUGAGUUGUAGUUUCACAUCAGCUGGAGUGCGCCCCCUCCUGGGGAUAGUGAAUAGGUUGUCUUAAUGGUACAACUUCCUGUAGGAGUCCAGUGGGCGGUCCG
Molecule: messenger RNA, 2022 nt
Organism: Bufo bufo (common toad)
Lineage: Eukaryota; Metazoa; Chordata; Amphibia; Anura; Bufonidae
Gene: CENPO
Product: centromere protein O
Exons: 7
Coding region: 107-958 (283 amino acids)
Cellular component (GO): Mis6-Sim4 complex; kinetochore
Source: RefSeq, a predicted model, not a curated record